Messenger RNA from Aureobasidium uvarum, 1461 nucleotides. Lineage: Eukaryota; Fungi; Ascomycota; Dothideomycetes; Dothideales; Saccotheciaceae. The record is from the annotation of a GenBank genome assembly.
AUGUAUAAGAUCGGUAACAUUUACUACAUUACGGCCAUCUCGGUCAUUGGAGGUGGACUGUUUGGCUUCGACAUCUCAUCUAUGUCGGCCAUGAUCAUUGGUUCAAUGAUUGUAUGCUCGUCACAGAACAUUGGCCAACUUGUCGUCGGUCGAUUCAUAAACGGUCUGUCCGUUGGCAUCGAGUCAGCUCAAGUUCCUGUCUACGUCGCUGGUAUGUCGGUACUGAAGAAUGUACAUGCUGUUGUUAACCUCGAUGCAGAGCUGGCCCAUCCAAGCAGACGUGGUCGGGUUGUUGGCGCGCAGCAGUGGGCUAUUACAUGGGGCAUCCUAAUCAUGUUUUACAUCUCGUUCGGCUGUUCAUAUCUUGACGGUGCGAAAGCAUUCAGGGUACCGUGGGGACUCCAAGCUCUGCCAGCCGCUUUCCUCCUAGUUGGACUGUUCUUUUUACCUGAGUCUCCUCGUUGGCUAGCUCGCAAGGAUCGCUGGGAAGACUGCGAGAAAGUCCUUGCACUAGUUCAUGGUCACGGCGACCCCAAUAGCCCUUUCGUCAAGCGCGAAUUACAAGAGAUCCAAGAGAUGGUCGAGUUCGAGAGACGCAACCAAGAUGUUUCUUACUUCGAGCUCUUCAAGCCGCAUAUGAUCAACAGAACCCACAUUGGUGUUUUCACUCAGGUGAGUCAAGAAGAAUUGCUAGUGGCACAAGAAUCCGCUGACUGGUUCCAGAUAUGGUCACAAUUGACUGGCAUGAAUGUUAUGGGAAACAACAAUCUCGUCGCCUCCUCUAUCCAAUAUGUGAUCAACGUCUUCAUGACGAUUUUCGCAUUGAUCUUUAUCGACCGCUGGGGUAGAAGACUUCCAUUGUUGGUCGGAAGCUUCUUCAUGGCCCUCUGGCUCUUCAUCAAUGCCGGUCUUAUGGCUUCCUAUGGUCACCCAGCACCGCCCGGUGGUGUGAACAACGUCCCGGAGGAGAGCUGGCAGAUUUCCGGACCGCCGUCCAAGGCUUCCAUGGCGGUUGUUGUUGUUAUUAUGCUGACCAUUGUUUGUCGGCUGGUCGCUCCAACUUGGGGACCCGUCUCUUGGAUCUAUCCACCAGAGCUAUUCCCCUUGCGCGUCAGAGGAAAAGCAGUGGCCCUUUGCACUGCUGCAAACUGGAUCAUGAACUUCGCGCUGAGCUACUUUGUUCCACCCGCAUUCGUCAACAUUCAAUGGAAGGUCUAUGUCGUGUUCGGCGUGUUCUGCGUCGCCAUGUUCAUCCACGUCUUCUUUUGUUUCCCAGAAACAUCCGGAAAGAGUCUUGAAGAAGUAGAAGCACUGUUCCAGCAGAAGAUUCCAGCCUGGAAGACUAGAGUGCAGUACCAGCAUGUACGUGCGCUUGAGCAGAAUCGUGCCGACGAGAAGGUCGCCGAUAUUGAAGCCAGUCCUGAGAGGGAAGCUACGACGGGUGAGAAAGCGAUCUCUUAG